Cryptococcus wingfieldii CBS 7118 is the source of this 678-nucleotide messenger RNA. RefSeq lists its product as hypothetical. The transcript has 3 exons. The record is from RefSeq and is a predicted model, not a curated record. The coding region runs from base 1 to 678 and encodes 225 amino acids. NCBI's taxonomy places the organism in Eukaryota, Fungi, Basidiomycota, Tremellomycetes, Tremellales, Cryptococcaceae.
AUGCCUGAACAGAUGGGAACGCCUAACAACUCUACGACUUGCGCAGGAGGCAAUGUGAAAUCCCAGCAAUCAACGAUAUGGCCGUCGAAAGGCAAAGAGGUAGAAAUCAAGGUAGUCUCUGCCGACGGCAUCGCGCUGUAUGUGCCCGAGCAUCUUCUGAAGUCACAUAGCGAAGUCCUGCGCUCCAUGAUCAACGAUAUCGGAAGUACCGACACCCGCCUCAUAGAGUUCUCCGACCCCGACAUUGAAGGCUACAAGACCCUGCAUCUCUUCCUCGCUGUCGUCACUCAAAACAGCCUUGAGGGCGCCAUUGCCCGGGAUGAAACCGGCGGAGGGCGGGGAGAGACAUUGCUAUCCGCCCUGGACCUACCUCACAUCGCGGCAAAGGUCAUCGAGCUCUACACACCCAAGACGGAUGCAGCCGACUCUGCUUCAAAGUCGCCGACAUCGACUUGGCCUUUUCUGUUGUCGGGGGGACUGGUUGACAUUGGUAAAUUGGAGGACGAGGCUUGGCAAGUGAUUCCUGGCAAGUAUCUCCGAGCGCUCCAUCGAGCAUCGACCAAUUCCGCCGGCGCGAGACUCUGUAGUUAUUGUAAUGAUUAUACUAGCAAGGAGGCAAAUAGUGCACAGAGAGCUGCAAAGUUCUUGGAGGAAGUGACCGGUCCCAAAAAGAAUUGA